CGCAGAUAGAAAGAAAUGAAGGAUGCAUUAAUAAUUAGAGAGAAUCCCUAAUUCUGUAAUUCGUCUCUUCGAGCUCCCGUCUCCCACUUACGAACUCUCAGGGAACAAUGUUACUGUUGGGGAUGAUGAUGAAACUCGUCGGUUCAACAUCCUAGUGAAGAAUCUAUGAACCUGUCUCUAUAUUGAGUGUGUCGACUCUCUGGAAUUGAUUUCGUCUUUCGUGGCUCAAUAAUUCAAGUCUCUAACUGUUUUCUGGAGAUUUUUGAGUGCGUUAUCGCGCAGGCAUUUUGAGAUCCGGUUUUAUCACUUCAACACUUUUUAAUUGCAGUUUGCGUCUAGCGGAGAUAAUACUCAUUCCCUGUGGUAAGCAUACUGGACCAUGGCUGAUUUAGAUGAUUUACUCCUGGAGGCAGCUGGAAGAACUAGUGGAAGUGGGAGGAGUCGUCAUUCACCUAGACACAGGAGGCAUCACAGAGAUGAUGGAAGUGACUCAAGGGAUGAUGAUUCAGAUGAUGAUCGGGGUUAUUCAAAUAGAAAACUAUCUGGCUCACAAGUUCCUCUCAAGAAGAGGUUGGAUCCUACAGAGAGAGAUGAUGAUCACAGUGAUCGUGAAGGCGAAGAUGAUGGUUUUGGUCGUGAGCGUGAUAGUGAUGAUGAUUCCAUUGGGAGUGACCUUUACAAAGAUGAAAAUGACCGCCGAGAGCUUGCUCAGUUGACAGAGCUUGAAAGAGAAAUGAUACUGACCGAUCGGGCAGCCAAGAGAUCUGACAAACAGAUGCAUGAUAAAUUAAGAGGGAAGAGCAGCCAAGCAAGAAAAUCAAGCCCCCCUCCGACACAAUCUCGUGGUACACGCUCAUCUACCAGAGCUUUAGGUCGUGCAGCUGAUAGGGAUGGUGCAUUGAAUGAGAUAAGAGCAAAACGGGCAAGACAGCAGGACCCUGAAACUCAUUGGAAAACUAGAGAUGCAGCUCGAAGAGGUUCUGGUAACAGGGGUUAUUCACCUGUUAAGCGGAGAACUUUUACUGCUGCAACCUUGGGGAGUAGUCCAAACAGAGCUGAAAGUGGAUCACAGAGUGAUGAUGGAGAGUCUGGGGAUGAAGCUAUGGCUGAUAGUGAUGAUGACAAGACUUCUGACUCAAAAUUGCCAACUUAUGAGGAGAUAAAAGAAAUCACCAUUCGACGAUCAAAACUGGCAAAGUGGUUCAUGGAGCCUUUUUUUGAUGAGUUAAUCGUUGGCUGCUUUGUGAGGGUUGGAAUUGGGAAGUCAAAGUCUGGGCCUAUCUAUAGGCUUUGUAUGGUACGUAAUGUUGAUGCCACAGACCCCAAUCGUCAGUACAAAUUAGAAAAUAAAACCACAUACAAGUAUCUGAAUGUUAUUUGGGGUAAUGAAAGUUCUGCUGCUAGGUGGCAGAUGGCUAUGAUUUCUGACUCUCCUCCACUUAGAGAUGAGUUUGAGCAGUGGGUUAGGGAGGUAGAGAGAAGUGGUGGACGUAUGCCCAGCAAACAGGAUGUACUGGAAAAGAAGGAGGCCAUACAGAAGACAAACACAUUUGUCUAUUCAGCUGAUACUGUGAAACAAAUGUUGCAGAUGAAAAAAUCUGCCACAUGGAAGCCACUGAAUGUUGCUGCUGAGAAGGAUCGAUUAAGAAGGGAGAUGGAAGUAGCAAAAAUGAAGAAUGAUGAUGCUGAGGUGAAGAGGAUUAAUGCCAGGCUGCAGGAACUGGAGGCAACAAGGCAAGUUCAGGAGAAAGAUGAUAAGGCCCGCAGGUUGGCUGAGAUGAACAGAAAGAACAGGGUUGAGAAUUUCAAAAAUGCAUCUGAACUGAAACCUAUGAAUUCAAUGUUGAAAGAAGGUGAGGAGGGGUAUGAUCCCUUCUCAAGAAGAUGGACCAGGUCAAGGAAUUACUACUCAGCAAAGCAAAAUGGAGAAGCGACAGAGUCUGCAGCAGCUAGCAGUGAUGCUACUGCUGCUACAGUCGGGGCAAACAGUGCUACAGGUGAAUUAGGUGGCAUGGCAGCCACAGCUGCUGCCUUGCAAGCAGCAGCAGGUGCAGGAAAGUUGGUUGAUACAAAUGCUCCUGUAGAUCAAGGGACAGAAUCAAACACACUACACAAUUUUGAUUUACCUAUCUCAUUGGCUAUACUUCAGAAGUUCGGAGGGCCACAAGGAGCUCAAGCAGGAUUUAUGGCACGAAAACAGAGGAUAGAGGCAACCGUUGGACGUAGAGUCCCUGAGGAUGAUGGGAGAAGACAUGCACUGACUUUGACUGUCAGUGACUACAAGAGGAGGAUGGGGCUGCUUUGAUACAUCAUACUACUGCUUCCCAGGGAGGAAUCAAAUGGAUUUUUUCAAGUUCCUUUUUACUUGUUGAAACUGUAACUCUUAAAAAUGUUGUCACUUGUAAGCCCCUUUUUUAUUCGAAAAAAACUAUAAUUAGAGAGAUUGACAUUAAUAGUUGAAUGAUCUUCUGUUGAUAGUGAAGUGAUAUAAUGGUUUGUUUUCUUGGACUAGUUGGCAA
Molecule: messenger RNA, 2519 nt
Organism: Ipomoea triloba (trilobed morning glory)
Lineage: Eukaryota; Viridiplantae; Streptophyta; Magnoliopsida; Solanales; Convolvulaceae
Product: protein RTF1 homolog
Exons: 3
Coding region: 380-2305 (641 amino acids)
Cellular component (GO): Cdc73/Paf1 complex
Molecular function (GO): DNA binding; RNA polymerase II C-terminal domain phosphoserine binding
Source: RefSeq, a predicted model, not a curated record